AUGGAGAAGAAAUUAAGCCGCUACAUCAGAAGAUGGCUCGGAGUUCCAAGAAGCUUCUCAGGUAUCGGCCUUUACAGCUCGAGCAGCAAGCUACAGCUUCCGCUUUCCUCUCUUACAUUUCAGUUCAAGGUCACCAACGUCAGGCAAGUCAUGAUGCUGCGAGACAGUGAAGACGAAAAAGUCCGAGGAGCGCGGGUGGAAGUCAAUACAGGUUGGAAGUGGACAGUAGACAAGACAGUCAACGACGCAGAAUCCAGGUUCAGACACAGCGACAUCGUGGGGACAACUACUUCUGGCAGGUUGGGAAUAGGAUGUAUCACUAGAGCCAGUCGGAGUGCUGCAUCAACCGCAGAGAAGAUGAGGAUGGUCCACGGUAAAGUUCGGUCGACAGGGGAGGAGACAAGACAAGCGGCAGCCGUUGGAAUGAAAAAAAAACCCAUGGCAGUUGGCAUCCUAGAUUCAGCGAGGGACUUGGAACUUAUUUUAGACCUGAAGAAGCAGCUAAAGUUACCACCAGACGUCGCCACAACCGCUCUACGUCCUGAUGUGUUGUUGCUGUCAAGAGGAACGAAGAAGCUAGUGUUUCUGGAACUGACAGUGCCAUGGGAAGACCGAAUGGAAGAUGCACACGAGAGAAAGAAGGCCAAAUACCAACCGCUACUUAAUGAGCGCCGUCGACAAGGAUGGACGACCUGGAACCUCUCUGUCGAGGUUGGUAGUCGGGGCAUCGCCGGACAGUCACUCUGGAAGGCCUACGGGGUACUUUGCAACACUGGAAUCGAAAGAAUAGAGGGACAAUAG
Messenger RNA from Dreissena polymorpha, 801 nucleotides. RefSeq lists its product as uncharacterized. The coding region runs from base 1 to 801 and encodes 266 amino acids. The transcript is spliced from 2 exons. The record is from RefSeq and is a predicted model, not a curated record. NCBI's taxonomy places the organism in Eukaryota, Metazoa, Mollusca, Bivalvia, Myida, Dreissenidae.